AGUAGGUGUAAAUACAAAGUGCAACGAGGAACUGGGCAGAUUAUAAAGGCAGAAGAGUGCAUUAUAAACAGAUGGGAUGAGCUCGGUGUGUCUUCUGGUGGUGGGUCAUCACGCAUUCUAACGCAUAAACUUGAGAAGGGAAAGUUUGAGUUUGAUGUCGGAAGUACAAUAUUAACUAAUGCCAUUCAUUUGGAGUGUUUAAGACAAGCUGCCUCUGCAUUGUUUAGCACUGCUUGCUAAAUUAAUCUGCUGUCAAAGAACAUUUAAGACACUGAAUUAACAACGAUGUCCAAGAUGAGCAGUGGACAGAGGAUGUUCCUCAGCGGGGUGGUGGAAGGGUUUUAUGGGCGCCCGUGGACUAUGGAGCAAAGGAAGGAGCUGUUUAGGAGGGAACAGAAAUGGGGAUUGAACACAUACCUCUAUGCCCCAAAAGAUGACUACAAGCACAGGAUGUACUGGAGAGAGCUGUAUACCUCAGAGGAGGCAGAGCAACUGAUCACCCUCAUUUCUGCUGCGAAAGAACAUGACGUUGAGUUUAUUUACGCCAUCUCACCUGGGCUGGAUAUUACAUUCUCGAACCCUAAAGAGGUUGCUGCUCUUAAGAGAAAGCUAAGUCAGGUGUGUGAAUUCGGCUGCAGAUCCUUUGCUCUGCUUUUUGACGACAUUGAGACAGAAAUGUGUGCUGCUGAUAAGGAAGCCUUUAGCUCCUUUGCUCAUGCACAGGUGUCUGUCACCAAUCAGGUGUUUCAGCAUCUGCAGGAGCCCCAGACUUUUCUCUUCUGCCCAACAGAUUACUGUGCUGCAUUCUGUACCCCUAAUGUAAGCCAGUCUUCAUAUUUACACACUGUUGGAGAGAAACUCCUGCCUGGGAUUGACAUUCUCUGGACUGGGCCAAAAGUGGUGUCCAAGGACAUUACUGUGGAGUCUAUUGAGGAGGUGUCCAGUGUUCUCAGAAGGCCACCAGUGAUUUGGGAUAACAUCCAUGCAAAUGACUACGACCCCCAGAGGAUGUUCAUGGGACCCUUCAAGAAUCGGCCCACAGAACUAAUCUCCAAACUUCGAGGAGUUCUCACCAACCCCAACUGUGAAUUCGAGCUCAAUUUUGUGGCCAUUCAUACACUAGCCACUUGGUGCAAAUCAAACAUGGGACAGAAAGAUGUUUCUAUGGAUGGUGAGGAUCAGGGAUCUGACUACAACCCCAAGGAGGCUUUGCGGCUUGCCUUAACUGAUUGGCUAGUUGAGUUUGGUGUGGCUGAUCAACCCGAUGUGUCCCGUGCUGGCAGUGGUCGUGCUAAGAAAGAGUCGCCUGAUGAGGAGCCCAUGCAGACAGAUGAGUAUGUGCCGGGACCCAAAGAUAACCCGCUGUACACAGCUGAGCCACUCACCCUGGAGGACCUAACGCUGCUCGCUGAGCUCUUCUACCUACCCUAUGAAUACGGCCCCACCGCCCUGACCAUGCUGCAAGAGCUGCAUUGGCUAAGGGGCAACAGUGACGCUGCCACAUUUGGCCCUGUGGUAGCUGAAAACAACAAGGCCAAAGAAUGGCGAGAGAGAGCCGAGCACUUUGAAGAUAUGUGUGCUGCAGUUGUCCGGAUGUUUAACAGGCUGUCGAACGCACCCAACAGAAUGAUACUUUACGAUCUGUACAACUACAUCUGUGACAUAAAGAGUGGUGUGUCCUUAGCCAGGGCAUUCGUCAACAGUUUGGGUGGUGGUAAUCCUCCUCCCUCUAACAUUAUAAAUGAUGACCCGGAGCCAUGGGGCUUUAGAGGUGGACUUUCCGGAGAGUUCCAGAGGAUGCUUCCGUGCCACGGGAAUAGAGAUCUCUUUCGCACCCCUCCUGCCACUAGAGUGUACACUAUUCGACCAUGUACCCCUAAAGAUAAGUCUGAGGUUUUGAGAUUAUCCAAGGAGAUGCAGACUGAGACACAACAGCAAGUUGCAUUAAUUGGUGACAGGCUGGUGGAUGGUCAGAUUGCUCCAUCUAAGCACUGUGACCUGGUGCUGGAGGACGAAGUCGGCGUCUGUGGUUUCGCUUUUGCCCUCACCGAUGCAAAGACAGCCAUGACCAAAUCCCAGUAUCCAGAAACGAUGCUGAGGGAUUUCCCCUCUCUCAUGAUUAUUCAAAUCCACCCAAGAGUACCAGAUCCCAACACUGCCAAGCGUCUGAUUGGCAACAUUCUUUCUUCACUACAAGAAGCUGGCUCCACUGGUGUUUUCUGCGAGUUCAGAUCUAACGACAGAAGAAUGUUAGACUUUCUCAGGACUCUGGGUCUGCUCCAAGUGCUUACAGUGGAAGGACUACAAACAGGCUUGGUCAUCAUGGGAACAAAACUGUGAAUAAUCGUGUAUUUUUCAGACAUUAAGAUGUUGAUUUAAGUCCACACACUGCUUUUAUUGUUCAACAGAAAUAAAAACUUGACAUGGAUAUAUGUUUCUAAACUUCA
Messenger RNA from Hemibagrus wyckioides, 2447 nucleotides. RefSeq names its product O-GlcNAcase like (gene ogal). The coding region runs from base 286 to 2340 and encodes 684 amino acids. The transcript has 16 exons. NCBI's taxonomy places the organism in Eukaryota, Metazoa, Chordata, Actinopteri, Siluriformes, Bagridae. Gene Ontology annotation, biological process: glycoprotein metabolic process. Gene Ontology annotation, molecular function: beta-N-acetylglucosaminidase activity. The record is from RefSeq and is a predicted model, not a curated record.